CGUUUACUGCCUCGUAUAAUUAGAGCUGCCGGAGGCUCACAUUGAUUACAACAGUCAAAGUUUGAUGAGUGACGUUUCACUCAGCUGUGGAUAUCUCACAAAGGGAGACCAUGGAUGUGUUACCUUUACUUUGUGCAGUCGCUGUGGCUUUCACAGGUUUGACCAGAGGAGCUGGCGUGUUGCCAGACGCUCUUCUGAAUGCAGCUGUGGGAGAGACAGUGAUGUUCACCACAACAGUGACUUUACCAGAAACAUCACUUCUAACAGUGCGAUGGAAAUUUGGGGAUAAGGAGAUCAUAUAUUUCAGUUUGAACAACUUCACUUCACCAGAGUAUGAAGGCAGGAUCACUCUGUUCAUAUCUACUGGAUCUCUGGAGCUCAGGAGUCUGACUCAUAAUGACAGUGGAGAAUACAGCGUUUCCAUUGCUAUAAUUGGAGAACUACCGAAGGAAGGGACAACCAGACUGAGUGUACAUGAGCUAGUUUCUGACGUCAUGGCGAAUGCCAGCAGCACAGACUUGGAGGAGGACAGCUCUGUCCGUCUGUCCUGCUCCUCCUCUGGAUCCUCUCUCUCUUUCCUCUGGCUCAACAGCAGCUCUGAGGUUACAGCCAGUGACAGAGUUCAGCUCACUGAUGGAGGCUCCACUCUCACUAUAAAUGUGACUCGCUACGACCAGGGACCGUUCAGUUGUCGUGUGUCCAACCCUGUCAGUACUGCCACCAGUAGUCAAAUACAGCUCUCCAUCAGCUACGGACCAGAAAAUAUUAAUCUGAUAUCACCGUCACCAGAAUACUAUGCGGAAGGAUCAGACAUCAUCCUGUCCUGCUCAGCUGACUCCAGACCUGCUCCCCAUUUUACGUGGCUUCUGAAUGGAGACCUACAGAAAGAUACUGGAGCAGAUCUCAGACUGAUGAACAUUCAGAUGAGUCAAAGUGGAAACUACAGCUGUCGGGCCUUUAACAGCAAAACUCUGAUACGUGAAACGUCUCCGCCCUCAGUUGUCUCUGUCCUGAAGAAAAUAACAGGUGCUUCUAUCACAUCGAAAACCAACGGGUCGAUAGAAGGCAACUCUUUCAACUUAUCCUGUGAUGCUGCUGGCUUUGUGUUUAAGAGAGAGUGGAGGAAGGGUGACGUAGUACUGACUCCAGAUGACAACAUGCAACUUUACGACAAGGACAGAGUGUUGUCCUUUAACAGUCUGAGUAAAGAUGACGCUGGAGAUUAUGUUUGUAACGUCAGCAACCCCGUCAACCAUGUUGAAGCUAAAUACAAAGUGUUUGUUUUCUAUGGACCAGAACAUGUUAAAAUCCACGGUCCAAGUGAGAUAUACCUUAAUGGGACCUUAAAAUUAAUCUGCUCUGCUGAAUCCGAACCUGCUGCUUACACCUGGACGCUGAACGGGACAAAGAUCCACAAUUCUUCUGUUAUUUUUAAAACCAACACUAACUAUUCGCUUAGUGGCAACUACAUCUGUGAAGUGAUGAAUCAUAUGACCGGGAAAACAUCCUCAGCGGCCCAUCUACUGUCUGUAAAAGCCCAACCAAUCACACCACAAGGAAUUUCGGAUGGUCACAUCGCUGGAAUAGUAAUCGCAGUUUUAGUCGUCUUUGGAGGACUGUGUGGAGGAUACUAUGUUUAUCAUACAAAAAAACAGAGACACAAACUGUCAGUUAGAACCCCUCCCACCGGAACAGGAGCUGAAGGCCAGGACAACAAAGCAUAUGCAGGAACUCAGGAGUUGAAUUAUGCAGAUAUCAGUAUUUUCCAGAAAAAAGAUGGUGGAAAAGUGCAGCUGGCGUCGCAGAGUAACUCCUCAGAAUAUGCCCAGAUCAGACUGACCAACAAUCCUCCUGCAGCUUCCUCCUCUCCUCAUGAUGCCGACCAGCAGCGAAUGAAGAAGCCAGCUCCUCAGCCUCCUUCCGAUGCCGCACCAGUUUACGCUCAAGUUCGCAAGAAAUGACCGACCACACUGGAUGUCAUGGAUGAUCCGGUGAGGUUAGACUGGAGGCCCAAAGCAGCUGACGUGUGGGCAGAGAAACCUGCUUAUCUCUCUUAGUUCCUUUUUUUUUUUAUAGCGGACUAAUUUUAAACUAUGUUUACUAUGUCAACGCACUUUAGCCGUGGUUAAUAAUCCACCAGGUUCGAACAGUUGUUGCCAUGGCUGAGGUCAGGCGGCACAAUGCUUGACUACACGCUGGCCUUUCCCACAGAAUAGCUUCCUAGUUGUGUGUCUACAUUCAAUGCAAAGUGCACAUAUAUUUGAACAUAAUCUUCGACAAUAGUGUGGUGUCAUGUUUGACUCCACACGUGAGAUUCAAAUUUAAAUUCAAUUUUAAUUACAGAUUAUGUAUUUGUUUUCAAGUUUCACAUCUUACAAAAACAAAACAUAUUGGUUAUUUAACAUUAUAUAAUUUACCUUUCAGUGGAGUCUGUCGCGCCCUGAGCUUGUUGAUUUAUCAGUACAAUAGUGAACUAUAAUUACCCUGACAUGGUGGAAAGAUUUACUAACAUGCAACAGUAUGCAAUAAGUUUCUCUCCAGUUCCAGUUGAACCAUAGAAGAAACAAUAGUUGAUCAAAGUUAAAGGAAUACACAUGAGGUUAUUUGCUUCAUAUCUACAGCUACAAUAAUGACCUUGAGUCUUGAAGGUGCUAGAAAAAGCAAAUUGAAACAGUUUUCUUGAAGAAAUAUCUCAGUCAUUUCCCAAAAGUGAUCAUCAGAGUAAUUCAGAUCAUGUUUAUGGUACAUGUCAGUAAAAGUUGCGAUGUGAUAAUAUCUCUUCAAAUAUCUCCCUUAAAGGCCUCAAGUUCAUUUUUAUUUCCGCAAUCACUUGCCGACACUGUGAUUGGGUUAACUUUGAGGAUAAUAAUGUGUCUGAAUGAUAUCAGUAUUGGAGAUGGUAGCGUGAUCAAGUCACGAGUGCCACCUCAGAUUUUAGUUCUUGAACAAACUAAAAUAAGUGAAUCCAAACCCGUGGACCACACUACACUACCAGAGCAGUGAGAGUCGGUCGGACAGAUAAACAAUGAGCUGGAACGCACUAAGAGCUCCGUAAAGCCGGUUGGAGCAUAGUACAGUAGGAGACGUUGUGUCCGUUAUCACAAUAAAUACAUGAAAUUACGAGUAUUUCAAGUGUCUUGUGUAUUUCUCAGCUGUGUAUUUAAAGAGUGAGUCUUCAGAUGAAGCCAGAAAGUCAUUUGUCUUCAGCCCGGCUCCACAUUAACCGCCAGAUCAAUGCCAUCAGACAUUAUAAACACACGUUCUAUUUUAAUCGCUACUCUUUAUGAGAAUGAAGUCUCCCAACCCGAGCUAAUGAGUGCAUGAGGAAUUGGCAGAUUCCCCCUCCCCCAUUAGUUACUCAUUAGUAAAGCUCAAACAUGUGAGCUACAAGCAUGGUUGAUUUAUAUUGCAUGCUAUAGAAGCAUUGUAUUGCAAAUUAAAAGUUUCUACACUUUAAUCAUUGUCGAACAGAAUCCCUCAAUUACGUUUCUUUUAACCUUGAAAUUCAAUCAAAUUACCAAUUAAUAAUGAAACAAUUGGAGUAUUUUAAGGAGAUACUUAAUGGAAACAUUAAUGGAUUGUAAUAUAUAGUGGUAUUUUUAUUGGAUGAUAUGCACUGCUUAAUAGAUAAAAACAAUCUUGAAGCUGAACAAAGGUCACGGAAAUCACCUGUUAAUGUACAACUUAAAAGGCUGUCGUUUUUUUAUUUAAGGGUUGUUUUUAUGGUUUUUGUUAAUUUUUUUGAUUCUCUUUGUUAACUGUGCAAUUAAUUUUAUAAUCCAGUAAAAAUUGUGUGCCCUUAAAGUGCUUUUUGAAUGCAGGUGUUUUCUCUGGCUCCAGGUAGAGCCAGUAAUGACUCCGUCUGGCUACCAUACUAAACACGUAAUAUUAAAUCUUUGGUACGUUUUCAGGGGUAAAUUAAGGAGUAAUUAUAAUUCUUGUUUCAUAGUGAAUUGUGUUGUAUCAUGAUUUGUCUAGCAGUAUUUGCUCUUUCAUUAUUAUUAUUAUUUUGUUCAAUCUAACUGUAACUUUGACUGUAAUUUAGUGCCUCACCAAACUGAACAUGUGAUUAACGUUCGA
Molecule: messenger RNA, 4080 nt
Organism: Cyclopterus lumpus (lumpfish)
Lineage: Eukaryota; Metazoa; Chordata; Actinopteri; Perciformes; Cyclopteridae
Product: carcinoembryonic antigen-related cell adhesion molecule 5-like
Exons: 10
Coding region: 111-1961 (616 amino acids)
Source: RefSeq, a predicted model, not a curated record